Molecule: messenger RNA, 883 nt
Organism: Cimex lectularius (bed bug)
Lineage: Eukaryota; Metazoa; Arthropoda; Insecta; Hemiptera; Cimicidae
Product: protein takeout
Exons: 6
Coding region: 45-785 (246 amino acids)
Source: RefSeq, a predicted model, not a curated record
GAAGAUAUAAAAGCUCGGCUCCGCAUCCAGCAGGAUCAAACAAAAUGUCACGAUUGGCCGUUUUGCUUAUCGCCUUCGCUGCCCUCACCGAGGCGGCAAAACUUCCCAAGUCAUGGAAGGUGUGCCGGCGGUCUGACUCCAAGAUGAACGAGUGCCUGAAAGUGGCAACGAAAAACGCAAUACAAGACCUCAAAAACGGCAACCCGCAACUCGGCGUUCUGCCGCUGGACCCGUUGAGGUUCGACCGUCUGAUCCUGGAUCAAGGAUCUGGCCCAGUGAGCAUCAAGUUGGACUUCAGAAACCUCGACCUGAUCGGCAUCAGCUCGGCCAAAGUUGAAAAAAUGAAAGCCGACUGGGCAAAUUAUAAUUUAGAGGCUGAAGUGACAUUCGGCAAGAAAAUCAUGCUGUUGGGCGACUACACUAUCUCAGGAAAAGUUCUCGUUCUCCCGAUUACCGGGGCCGGAAAGUGCAACUUGACCUUCGAUAACUUUGUCGCAAAGUUGGCCGCCAAAGGCCGCGAAGUUGUGAAAGGCAACCAGAAGUACAUGCAAGUGGACAAGUUCACCGUCGCAAUCGAAACGUCGCGGCUCCACGUUUACCUCGCCAAUUUGUUCAACGGUGACAAAACUUUAGGAAACCAAAUGAACAUCUUUUUAAAUGAAAACUGGCAGGAUAUUCUGAAAGAGCUCAAGCCCACCAUCUCAAGUGCUUUUGGAGCUGCAUUCAAAGAGAUUGCAAACCGGGUGUUUUCAAAGAUCCCAAUUAAUCAAAUUGCACCGAUGUAAUGCAAAGUGAUACAACCAAAGACUAUGUGUAUAGUGAUUAUCGAGUAAUUAUUUCUGUGUGAUUUUUUUCUAAAUAAAAGUGUUGUUUUUUCUUUUUA